AUGAACAGCUCCCAAGCCGUCUUCUUCGCCGGGGGACCCCAGUGGUGGCGGGCUGGAAGCGCGGUCCUUCCCCUCCUGCUGGCCGGGCUGUGCCUGGCGAGCUUGGCCGGGAACCUGCUCCUCUUGACGGUCCUCAUCCACGAGCUCCGAAGAGGGAAGAUCUCGCCCGCCAACGCCUUGGUGCUCAACCUGUGCUCGGCGGACCUGAUCCUGGUCGUCUGCUGCCUCCCCACGCGCAUCGCCACCUACUCGCGGCGCUCCUGGGUCUUCGGCAGCUUCGUCUGCAAAGCGACGGACUGGCUCCUCCACGGCUGCCUGGUGGCCAAAAGCCUCACCUGGGCGGCGGUGGGGCAAGCCAGGUACAAGCAUGUGGUCUCCUCCUCAUCUUCUUCUUCUUCAUCUUCUUCCAAGUGCCUGGGCUUGAGCUGGCGGCGCUUGGCGGGGCUCCUAGCCUCGGCUUGGCUGGCGGCGCUGCUCCUGCCUCUCCCGCACCUGCUCUUCACCUACCUGGAGGCCGGCGGCGCCCCGGGCGGGCUCCUCUACUGCGUCUUCCGGAGCCCCCCUUACGCCGCCAACUUCAUGGACGUCUUCAGUAAGGUCUACCCCCUGAUCGCCUACCUGGCGCCCGCGGGCUUCACCUUCUCUUGCUACUGGAGGGCUCUGCGCGCCCAGAGAGGGGGCAGGCGGAACCGACUGGCCAAGCCCGGAAGCCCCCAGAGCAAGAAGGUGACCUGGGUGCUCCUGGGCCUCACCCUCCUCUUCCAGGCCACGUGGCUGCCGGCCUGGGUGGCCUGGCUGUGGGAGAGGCACAGCGGAGGGGGGCCCCAGCCGCCGCCGGCUUUGAUCUUCGCCGCUGAAGUCCUCAUCUUUCUUGAUGGCGCCCUCAACCCAGGCGUCUUUUUGGCCACCUCCGGGGAAUUCCGGGAAGGGCUGAGGAGCCUCCGGAGGGGGCUGAGCUGCAGGGGAGAUGAAGCCCGGAGGCCCAGGAGCGAGGAGACCCCCCAGUCUUUGCAGGACCUGAAGGAAGAGGAGGACAGGGAAGCGGCGGCGGCGCAGGAGAAAGUUCUGCCCGACGUGGAGCACUUUUGGAAGGACCGGAGGAACACCGUCGCGGGGGAGGAGAGCGACCCGGUCCCCUGGGAGCACCAGGGUGACCCUUGA
Molecule: messenger RNA, 1161 nt
Organism: Podarcis lilfordi (Lilford's wall lizard)
Lineage: Eukaryota; Metazoa; Chordata; Lepidosauria; Squamata; Lacertidae
Source: the annotation of a GenBank genome assembly